Molecule: messenger RNA, 742 nt
Organism: Limulus polyphemus (Atlantic horseshoe crab)
Lineage: Eukaryota; Metazoa; Arthropoda; Merostomata; Xiphosura; Limulidae
Product: calcium-binding protein P-like
Exons: 1
Coding region: 282-662 (126 amino acids)
Source: RefSeq, a predicted model, not a curated record
UUGGCACUAAACAGUGAGGUAUAAUUUGUGAUACUCUUUUUUGGUUUUUGUUUUAGUGUAUUGUGCUGGUUCUCUGUGUAUAAUAGCUGUUUUAUUACUUUUAUGCACACCCCUAUGUGUUUCUCAUUGCACAGUUAGCAAAAAUGCUAAGAAUAUGUGACAUGAAAUAAAAAGAACACCAUCAUAUUGUCCUAGAAACAGAUGCAGUUGAAACCUUUAAAAAUGUUUAUAUCAUAACCAAAUUUAGUAAUUUAACUUUUUCCCCAGUUCCCCAGCCUUAUAUGAAUACAGUUACUCCACAACAGCAGAUUCCCCAGCAAGGCCUAGCCCCAAGGGCUCAAUAUGGACCUCAGUCUACCAUCAGUGUUGGCCAGCCACCACAGCCAGUAGCUGUUCCUUAUGAAAGUUAUCAAACUCAACAGCAAUACAGUCAACAACAACCAGCAGGAAAAGGAUCAGCUAUUGUUCACCAACCUCAGUUUCAACCAGGUGCUCCUCAGUAUGACUCCACUCCACAACCUGGUCAAGCCUACCCACCACAACAAUAUACUACUUCUUACUCUCCUGGAACAUCCCAACCACCUGGUGCUAAUCCUUACUCUCGAGGACCUCAGAGUGGUUACCCCCGACCUGUACAAGCUUAUCAACAAGGUUACCAGUAGUAAAAACUAAAGAUUAAAACAUUAUGCAGGUUGUUGCUCUUUUGAGAGAAAAAUGGUUAAAGUGAUUAUUUGUACACAUU